GGAGGAGUGGUCGGUGGGGAAGGAGGAGGAGACGCGCGGGCUGGAGGCGGCGGCGGCGGCGGCGGCGGCGGCUGCGACUUGGCGCUUCGAGCCGGAACCGCCGGUGAACUUGGGCGCCACGCACUGGAAGACGGUUGGAUUUCGUGCAUCAUUCGGGGAUAUUUUUCUUGCAAACCUUGCUUUGGAUUUUAUGUGCUACUGUCUGCGGAACGGAGCAGUAUUUCAAUGUGGAGGUUUGGUUACAGAAGUACGGCUACCUUCCUCCGACCGACCCCAGCAUGUCGGUGCUGCGCUCUGCGGAGACCAUGCAGUCUGCCUUAGCUGCCAUGCAGCAGUUCUAUGGCAUUAACAUGACAGGAAAAGUGGACAGAAACACAAUUGACUGGAUGAAGAAGCCUCGAUGUGGUGUACCUGACCAGACAAGAGGUAGCUCCAAAUUUAAUAUUCGUCGAAAGCGAUAUGCAUUAACAGGACAGAAGUGGCAGCACAAACACAUCACGUACAGUAUAAAGAACGUAACUCCAAAAGUAGGAGACACUGAAACCCGUAAAGCUAUUCGCCGUGCCUUUGAUGUGUGGCAGAAUGUAACUCCGCUGACAUUUGAAGAAGUUCCCUACAGUGAAUUAGAAAAUGGCAAACGUGAUGUGGAUAUAACCAUCAUUUUUGCAUCUGGUUUUCAUGGAGACAGUUCUCCCUUUGAUGGAGAGGGAGGAUUUUUGGCUCAUGCCUAUUUCCCUGGACCAGGAAUUGGGGGAGAUACUCACUUUGACUCAGAUGAACCAUGGACACUAGGAAAUCCUAAUCAUGAUGGAAAUGACUUAUUUCUCGUAGCAGUUCAUGAGCUGGGGCAUGCUCUGGGAUUAGAGCACUCCAAUGACCCCACUGCCAUCAUGGCUCCAUUUUACCAGUACAUGGAGACCGACCACUUCAAACUACCUAAUGAUGACUUGCAGGGCAUCCAGAAGAUAUAUGGUCCACCUGACAAGAUUCCUCCACCAACAAGACCUCUACCGACAGUGCCCCCACACCGCUCUGUUCCUCCGGUUGACCCAAGGAAGAAUGACAGGCCCAAACCUCCCCGGCCUCCCACUGGCAGACCUUCCUACCCUGGAGCCAAACCCAACAUCUGUGAUGGGAACUUUAACACUCUAGCUAUUCUUCGCCGUGAGAUGUUUGUUUUCAAGGACCAGUGGUUUUGGCGAGUGAGAAACAACAGGGUGAUGGAUGGAUACCCCAUGCAAAUUACUUACUUCUGGCGGGGCUUGCCUCCAAGUAUUGACGCAGUUUAUGAAAACAGUGACGGGAAUUUUGUCUUCUUUAAAGGUAACAAAUAUUGGGUGUUCAAGGACACGACUCUUCAGCCUGGUUACCCUCAUGACUUGAUUACUCUUGGAAGUGGAAUUCCCCCGCAUGGUAUUGACUCAGCCAUUUGGUGGGAGGACGUUGGGAAAACCUAUUUCUUCAAGGGGGACAGAUAUUGGAGAUACAGUGAAGAAAUGAAAACAAUGGAUCCUGGCUAUCCCAAACCAAUCACAGUCUGGAAAGGUAUCCCUGAUUCUCCUCAGGGAGCCUUUGUACACAAAGAAAAUGGCUUUACAUAUUUCUACAAAGGAAAAGAGUAUUGGAAAUUCAACAACCAGAUACUCAAGGUAGAACCUGGAUAUCCUAGAUCCAUCCUCAAGGAUUUUAUGGGCUGUGAUGGACCAACAGACAGAGAUAAAGAAGGACACAGCCCACCAGAUGAUGUAGACAUUGUCAUCAAACUGGACAACACAGCCAGCACUGUGAAAGCCAUAGCUAUUGUCAUUCCCUGCAUCUUGGCCUUAUGCCUCCUGGUAUUGGUUUACACUGUGUUCCAGUUCAAGAGGAAAGGAACACCCCGCCACAUACUGUACUGUAAACGCUCUAUGCAAGAGUGGGUGUGAUGUAGGGUUUUUUCCUUCUUUCUUUUCCAGGAGUUUGUGGUAACUUGAGAUUCAAGACAAGAGCUGUUAUGCUGUUUCCUAGCUAGGAGCAGGCUUGUGGCAGCCUGAUUCAGGGCUGACCUUUCAAACCCAGAGGGUUGCUGGUCCUGCACAUGAGUGGAAAUAUGCUCGUGGGGAAGCUUCCAUGAUGCACAGUAUCUGCCGUACUUCAGUCCUUUGUCUUUCUUUGUCAUUCAGUUCUAGGCCUUUCCUCUGCACGCUCAAUGCCCAGUAAAUUUUCAGGAUUACCUAAAGAAGAGGAAAAAAAGAAGAAAAGAUUCUUCUUAAAGGUUUCUAAUAUUAUUUUCCUUCUGAAAUCUGAGCCCAUUUCUCGGGGGAAAAAGCAAAAUGGAAAACCCACAAAUUUUUGCUUAAAGCAAAGGAAAAAAAAAAAGUUAAGCAAAAACCCACAAUUGAACUUUCAGGAAAGUGUGAAGACCCAAAAUAGCUUUGUCUCCAAAGAAGAUCGCUCUCUGACCGCUAUGGAUAGUCUCCUACGCUUCAUUUUUGUCAGGUGGGAGAUCUGGAAUACACAUGCAGGACUUCAGACUGUUGGGACAGCCAUUUUCCAACAAACAAGGGGCCAAAAUAUCUGCAAUAUAGUAACAGCCUUAAUAUACAUCCAUUUUUCAUUUUAUACAGCUGUUCUCAGCUAUGUCCUCAAUGUUUCAUCACAUUUAUAUUCAUAGCUAUCUUCGAACAGGACCAUAUAAUUGUUUUUGAAGUGUUUCUAAACCCCUUCCUGCCAUCUUACCCUGAUAUCAUUGUGAUUAUCUCCCCAAGUUGUAUUAGGCCAUUGCCCCAGGCCUUCCAAGGGUCUGUCAGGAAUAUUCAUUUUAAACAAAACAAGUAGCGGUAUGUCUCUGCAGUGGUUUAAAAUGACAGUUAUUUUACAAGGAUUUGUGACAUUAGUAGUACAUUGGUGUAACCCUUUGAGAACUAUCAGAUCAGCUUUCAGAGUCAGGUUUGUCAGUCUUGCUGUCUGGCAAAUUAUAGAACUGGGCAAUGGUAAAAAGCAGGCACAGGUUCCAGAAGUUCAGGUUUUAAACAGACACCCUGUAACCCCAUGUAAUUUUAAAGUGAUUUAUGGUACUACAUAAAUGCAUUUAUAACAAACAAGAAUGAUGUUACUUGCCAAAACUUUUCUGGCAAAUAAAAAGGUAUUUUAUUAAGUAUCUGGCAAGAGUGAAAUUUUAUUUGAGCAACUGAUUACAAUAGCCUUCUUAUUUCGUUCGUAGAUAUAUUGAAUUUUUGUUUUAAAGUCCAUUGCAUGAAACUUCAGUUUGUCUUGGUACAUGCAGUGAGCCCUACCAUUUUUAAAAUGCACAGAAACGAUGACUCUGAGAUCUCAUGCAUAUCCUCCAGCACAUUACCUAUUGCAUGGCAAACAUAGUUCUCAAAGGGUUAGUGUGGCUGCUGGCAUUUAGCCAUCCGUUUGAUCACUGACAGAGCCAAGAGACCACCAAAGCGUUUCGUUGUUGAGUGUAAUUUGUCCUAACAGCAGUAUUGUCAUUUUCAUGUGACCUGCAGAGCAGGUUUGUAUCAAUAUUUUUUUCCUAGAGAAAAGUCAGCAACUGACAGACCUCUUUAUUGAUUUCUAGGAGCUGCUUCUUGCAGUGAAAGGCUUUACAGCCACUGGGCUGUGAACUUAUUAAGACAUGGUCAGACCGAAUGCACCCCAUGAGUCAGACAUUGGCUUUGUGUGAAAGCCAGCUUUUGGAGGGGAUUAGCUUUUGAAACAAUGAACAGCUUGCAUUGAACUUGAUUAUUGAUCUGUUGACUGUCAUUAACAACUUAAACAUUGUCUUCUGUGAGAAUUUUCCUUGAAGAGUCCUGUUCUGUGUCUCUGCCCUUUGACCUUUAACUUGCAAACUGGCACAAACUGAAGGAAAUCUGGUGUUGCUUCUCCAUUGGAGUGCUAAUUGUUCUCUAGAAACCUUGCAAACAUGAGCUGUUCCCUUAGAGUGGAGAGUGUGGACUAUAGAUGUACAGAUGGACACUUUGCUCUUUACAUGCACACUCAAAAAAUGCCCUAUAGGUAGAAGUGACUUUUAAUUUUCCUUUAAUAUAAUUUUGAGUCUAAAUUCAUCAUUUUAGUAUAAAUAUAAAACCAUAGGGAAAAAAAGAAAACCUCAAAAUACUUGAAUGGCCAAUGUGGCUUUUAUAUAAGCAGGAAUUUUAUACUAGUAAAAAUUUCUUACUCAUUUGCUAAUAAUACACAUUUCCAGAUGAUUUUUAAUGAGUGUAGGUAUACAUUCUUAUUUGGAAAUGGAUAGUUUGGCUGCCUUGAAUUUAUAUUUAUACUCAACAUAGCAUGAAAAUUAGAAAGACUUUCGGUUGAACAUGUUUAUAAUUUGGUUGGGGAAAUAUUUUGUAAUCAUAGGUGGCAUGCUGCAAAGCCUUGCGGAUUGUUGUUUCUUACAACCUGGAUGUAAAAUGUAAGGCAAAGAAAAAAGAACAGUUGAAAAGGAGGAAUGGGUUUACAGCUAAACAUUAUGCAAUACAGAUUGUAUUUUGACGAGAUGCCAGAGAUGAUGUGUGUGAGGGCCAAGAAAGCAAGGGGGAGGAACGAUCAUCUCUGCAGCUUUAUUUCAGUGCUUCCAUUCUAGACAAUGCUGAUAUUAUAAAGAGUUUGUCACUUCUGCUGAGCACGGAGGAUUAUAUACAUAAGUUCACUUACACAGUGUUUGCUUGUGAGGGGGUUUAAUCCUUUUAGGACCUUGUUCUCAAGAAAAAGAAAUGACUGGAAAUUAUAUUUUCCUAAAGGGAGAAAAAAGGAACUAUGUAACUUUGGGACAUGUGUAAAUCAUUGAGGAAUUCCAUCAACCUGCAUUGAAAACUAAUAUUUUUUUCCUCUAAAAUGGGAAAGAAACUGAAGAAGCAAUCUUUUGCCUCUUUACUUAUUUGUCACAAUAUCCUGACUCAUCACAAGACUAUAAGUAUAUAAGGGCUAGAAAAUAAUCUUAGCAUGAAGAAGGGAAGACUCUGUCAUUAUUGAAUUAUGGAAAUGUCAUGAGUAUUAGGUCAUAUUUAUUUCAAAAUGAGAUGAAACUUAUGUGAUAAGAAAAGACAUAUGCAUCUUCUCUCUUUACCAAAACAUUUAAAUUUUCAGGCUGUGAGACUACAAGAAAUAAGAAAGUAUGAAAUACAACAUAAUCACAAACAUCGAGAUUAUAAAUGUUUAUUGUACACCAGGCACUUUGUGAGUAUGGUUGCUGACUCCUCUUCCACUGGGGUUUUGGAAAAUAAAUCUCAGUCCUAAUGGAAUAAUGAAAGGGAGAGAUACUAAUUGGUCUAGCACAUAAGAACAGUGGUUCCAAAACAACAUGGACUAAAUUUCAACAAUGUAAUAUACUAGUUCAGUAUAAUAGAAAGAUACAGCCUAUCGAAUAUUUUUCAUAAUCCCAUCAUUCAUAGCAUGGAAAGGUCAGGUUUAGUUUCCCAAAUUUAAAUGAAAACCCAUUCAUGAUCACCAAAAAAUAAUUCUCCUUGUGUUUCAUUAUUUCUCAUUACUUUAAUAUAAAUACAAAUGUAAACAAGGUAAUGUUCCUUAUCUAAAUUAACUAUGUAGUUUAUGAUUGUAGCCAAAUAUUGUUCUCUAUAUUAUUAACAAGUCUGAAUGAAGUAUUUAAAUAGAUGAUCAGUCUGUAUUCUCUAUAAAACAGUAAAUCCACAUGAGACCUGUAGAAGAGGUUGUGAAUUUAACUAUUGACUCAUUUCAGAACAAAGUGUCUGCUGACAUGGCAAUCAGAACAGAUGAAUACAGAUACUCUUUACAAUUGCAAAGGUAACACAUAAAUUAGAGAACAUUAUAUGAUAAGCAAGACAACUUCUAUUAUAAAUCAGAGGGCAAGGCUUUUCUGAAUCAGAUAUAAUAAAUUACUAAGUAAUAAUUUACAAAAAAUAAUUACUAAGUAAUAUAGGAUAGAGACUGACUUACUGAAUAAGCAAGUGUUACUUCUACUAGUCAGAUUGCUUGUAAUCUUUUUCUAUUGACACACAAUUUGUUCCAAAUACAAUAUACUUAAUUUUAUUCCCUUUCUGUGGGUGAUUAAAAAAUAGCAAUGUGGUGGAUGAGAACAUUGCCCAACUUCACUAGUAAUUCCAAUACAUGAAUGAUGUGUAUAUACUGGAUCCUGGGCAUAGUAAUAUAAUCCUUUUCAAGAUCUAUGUAUUAUACUGAUAUCUCUAGUAUGGUACGAACACAUACCACACUUUGUGGGCCUUACGGUAGAAUAACUAAUGUAUCCAUAUUGACUAAACGCAAUGCUAUCUGGAAAGGAAUAAUUAAAUAGACUGAGUUAACACAUGAAUCAAGGAAAGAGUCUUUUUUUAAGUUUUGGAAUUACUUCCGGAAACUAAUAAAGGUGGUGAUUUACUGAUAGUGUUGUCUGUGAGACUGUAACAUACACUGAAACAACCUCAUGAAUGGUGGUGAAAUGUUUGUCAUCAAAUAUGACAAAGACUUCGUUUAAUUUUGGAUGCUCUUAAGAGCACAUUCCAAAAUAUCACCAAUGUCAAACAAAGCAUGCCAUCUAAACCAAAAAUAUUGAAUUCAAAUGAGCUAUUACAAAUAGCUGUGAGUACAAUCUCAGCCAAUAUAUGAUAUCAAAAGUUUAAGCCAAUAGUAUUAGAGGAUCAACUGUUCCACUGCAUCUCAUGAUACUGAUUUAUUGUGAUCACAGGUUAUAACUGGCAGAGCAUAUGUGUCUGUUACAGAUUCCAUGUUGCCUAGAAGGGAACCAUAGCUACAUAGAAAAGCUUUAUCAGUUACAUUUAAAAAUUAGAACUUUAUAUAAUAAAGAAAGCACCAACCAAGAAUAGCACCCUACCCUAAAUAUGAAAGCUAAAUAUUAUAUUUAUAAAUAUAAUGGAAAUGGAAGAAGAGGAAAAAUGCAUCUUUUGUAAAAUAUAAAAGUAUACUAUAGCACUCCUUAUUAAAACUGGAAACUUUAAUUUAGCAAGUAUAAAAAUAGUAAAGAAAAAUGCAACUUUCAAGCUUCACCCUAGUGAAGGGUAUGUGACAUAUCGAUGUAUAUAAUUAGCCAGUGGUCAUUAGAUGUUACCCUGCAUAAAUACAUUGGAUGCCCAUGCAUUGUCUUAUGGGGUAAAGUGUCAAAGUUAGAUGUUCAGUAACCUCAGUUGGAAAGAUAUAUAACGUUAGAAUCUCUUGAGAAAAGCCAUUUCCCUAGGAUAGAAAUUUACCUCAAUAAUCAUAACACAAGAACACUUGGCAGAGAGCAAACAAGUUGCCUUAGUGUUAUAGUCUCCUCUGAUGAUAACCUUUGUUCUUUCCUGUACUAUUUAAGUAAUUUUUCAUUUGUUUCCGUUGGUGUAAUUUUGAAAUGAAUCUGAGAUAUUUUAAGUCAGGUUAAUAACAUCCAAUUACAAAUAGUCUCUCAAUAUUUUAUACAUCUACUUCAAAAUUUAAACCAAUAGUGUGUAAAGCCUAAGAACACUGAUUUGACAAAUUCACAGAAGUUGAGUGAAAGGUGGAUUUGAUAUUGUAAUAUUUCUGUCAAUUUUGUGGUAGAAUACUGACGUAGCAGCAUUUCAUUUUAAACAUAAUCGUGAGCUUAUAACUGGACAUGACACGUAUCAUUUUUUAGAACAAUGCCAAUUCUUCAUAUUAAGUAUAAAAUUGUGAGUGCUGUAACAGCACUUCAUAGACACUUCAUAACUAAAGCUCUUUAAGGAAAACAAGGGCAUAUCCAAUAACUCAUGGUCAGUGUACAGUAAGUAUAAAAAGUUACAUGUGAAAGAUACUUAUUUCUGAAGUUCCUAGGCCUUUUCAAUUUAAAGAGCAGUGUGUCUUAGAAUUUAUCUUAUAUUAAUAUUGGACUGGAAAUAACAUUUAAGUUUGCACUCACCAUGUUCUUACAUUCAAGGGCACCCUGGACAGUGUAGGACAAAUAUAAAUUAGAAUGUUGUGCUGAUUCACAUAAUUGUGCCAUGUGCUCUGUUAUAGAGCUGGAUUUAUAUGCCCUUAAGAAGGGAGAAGAAAGCCAAUUAAAUAUAAAUAUGAAAAUAUGAUAAUUGUAUCAUAUUAGGCCACUUAGCUUCAGAGUCAAAUGUCAUUAACCCUUAUUUCACAUAAAAAAAAAACAAGAAUGGUGAACAUGAAUAAAAUUAUUAACUUUUUGACUUAUGAAGAUGUUUCUGGAGUAUUUUAUUCACUUGUUUUUUCUACUAAAAAUAUCCCUCAAAACACAGACAUUUUGGUAGCACUUGGUCCAUAGCUAGAUUGGAUCCCAGUCUUAAUACUUUUGACACAGGCUUUUUUAUACCUGCCUCAUAUACAAUGAAGCUUGGUGAGAUGUGACUGCAUGCUAAGAUGCUCUUUCCUAGGGUAGGAUAUGGUGCUGCCUGUACAUGCCACCUUUGGAAUGAAUGUAUGUCUCUACAUUGGCCUGGCUGGCCAAGAUAUGAAUGAAUAAAGCCUGGCGUGAGCUGAGUAUUUGAAAAGUCACUAGAACGCAUGUCUCAUUUGUUCUUACGUAAUGCCAGUUGUAACUUGUUCCCUCUCUGUAUAUUGGCAGCCCAGUUGUGAAGAUGAAACAUACUUUUCUUGAAUGAAUGAUUCAAUCCUUAAAUCAGUGUCAUAGCAUUUUUUUGCUACCACUGAAAUAACAUCACAGAGGCUACAUUAUUGCCUGUCUUCUCACAGCUCUUUAAUACAUACCACUGCCUGGGUAAGAUUAGGUUAUUUGUUCUUUUUGUCACUUCUUUUGUAUCAGACAUGGAAUCCAUUAUCCCUUUAUAUGUUCAUAAAUACAAACGUCCACAAUCUUAGUUACUUUGUUGCUCCAAACAAACAUGAUUCCCAAACAAGGAUGAUUGUGUGCCUGGUUUUUCUCCUCCGCCCAUUCUGAAAUUAUUUGUUUUGCUUUCUGUGUGUCACCCAAAAAUACAGCUGGUUGGGAAGGAUGUAUUUAUUUUUGUGUUCUCUUAUGCAGUCUGUGCCUGUAUUUGCAUUCCUUUCCAUUUCCAUCUUGUCCCUUAUUUUCACAGAUUUGAAUUUUCCCUUCCCUUUGUGAAAACCUGAAUGGAACAGCAUAGUACAUGCCCAGAAAAUAUGUCUUUGUGCCUCAUUAUUUUCCUUCACAAGUUCCAUGCAAAGACUUAGUCCCAGUCCAUUUCACACACCUCCCAAUUUCUUGCAUUGGAUUCUAAUUUUUUAUAUAUUCCCUUGAGAAAAGUGAAAUGCUGAGUAUGGAGGCUGGUGUCUGCUGAUAAGCAUGCUAAGGAAGUUUCCUUUUGGAAAAUGUAUCUUAAAUAAUUAUACAGGAAAAUAAAUACCAUUAUAUAUAGUGUUCUGUUUAAGGUACCUCGAGUACCUAAAUGCCUCAAACCUCUAUUCUUUGGUCUAUUUCCCUUUAGGUGUAAAUUACAUAUGUAUUAAAAAGAGAGAGAGAGUAAAAGAAUAAGGGGUUUUGUAGUGGCAGCUUUUUGCUGCAUUGGUUUUGACCGCAUCGUAUUUCUGUUGUGGACCUCUAUUUUCAGGGGUUUUAGAAGCUCGCCCAUAAAAAUUUGCUUCAGGCUUAAAAGUCUUGAAAGAUUUUUUUUAGGUAUAUAAUUUUAAACAAAUAUAUCUUGUUUUUAUAUUAUAGGAGGGAAAUAAAUGGAAUUUACUGGUUCAGUUUUGUGCUAAUAUAACUUUUAAUAAGCCUAAUUUUUUAACAAAAACAUAAAAUUUAAUUAGUCCAUAGUCUGUUGAUGGUUUUUAAAAAGAGUCAAUUACUGACAUUGAAAAAAUUGCCUGCUUCAUCAGUGUAGUAACUUAUCUUCAAGGUGAUUUAAAACUUGUAUACCUGUAUUAACAUUAUCUUGAUCCCAGUAAGUAGAUCAGUAUGAUAAUGAAUGCAAUUUAUGCCAUCCAUAUGAGCUAUCUGGUAAUAUAGAUUUGGAAAUAUAUAGAGUGUGUAUAUGUGUGUGUGUGUGUGUGUGUGUGUGUGUGUGUAUACACACAUACACAUACUAGGGAGAUUAAGGGGAAAAAGCUUCCAUAAAUUUAGCUUGUCAAAUAAAUACCAUAUAUAUUCUUUUCAAUUCUGCAUUUAUCUUUCAGAGUCAGAAUGAGAUGCAAGCAAUUGCAAAGGAAAAUUGUCUCUUGGGUAAACAAUACACCUUUUGUAGCUUCUAAUGAAAAUCAUUUUUCUUUUCUACAUUGUGGUUAUGGGAAAUUAAAAGAAUUUAAUGCAUAAAAUUAAUGCAGACUUUAUUUAAAUAACAUUAAACUGUGAAGGAGAAACACUAGAAAAUUAAAUAUUUAGGCCAUUGUCUUUGGUUGUCUGACAAUACUUUACCUUUAUCUUAAUUCCCAUGAUAUUUUCAAUUAUGGAGAGAGUAUUAAAAUCUAACUUUAAGAUUCUGGAUUGUUCACAUUGCACUCAACACCACCUCCUUACGUUUUUGAUAAUAUGUAGUCUUCUGUGUGCAAGGAAAGAAAGAAAUAACACAUUUAUUUGCUGAAUGAGUUUUAAAGUUUGCCAACUGUUAGUGGCUUUUUGCCCACACAGGACACUAUACAUUUAUACCAUCUUAAAUCUGACUUUUUUUUUUUUCAGAUAGCUUCUACUGACAAACACAAAGCUUGUUUGUGUGCAAAUAUAAGGCUAAAUAAAUGGUGCUAAAGUGUAUUAUGACUGUCAGAUAUAAUCAGGCAAAAUUUUGUGGUGCUUAAAUUAAUUUUUUCAUUGAUUUUAUUGAUCAAUGCAUUGAACAGUGUUUAUUAUUCACAAGUUGUCUUUUAUUAGUAAAUCAAGGCCUCAUAGCACAUUGUUAAAUAAAAUGAUUGAUUAGUCUAUGUAACAGCUCACCAAGCUACUAUCUCUUAACUCCUUAUAAUGUUGCGUCAUUAAAGGUCAAGGGGUCGUGCUAUUAAUCUCAUUGCUGUAGACCAUUAACAUGACUGAACUUUUCCACAAGUACUUAUGUUUACAAUGCUAUAACCCUUUGACUGCUGCGGCAACCUUUAACCACACAAAUGUCACAAGCUAGAAUCAUCAGCAUGGUUCUUGCCAUGGCAAUCAAAGAGUUAAGGGCUGUGCAGUGAUUUGUUUGUAUUUAUUAAUUUAUAUUUAUUUUGUUUUCAUUCUAGGAGGGGAUUUUGGGUGGGGCAGUUUUUGUCUGCUGUAAGUGUCUUAACCUAGGGAAGAGUUAAAUGGCUUUUUAUACUAUUGCAUCUUCUGUAUUUACCAUCAAUUCAUUGUGUUGUAAUUAAAAAACUGUCAAUAAAUAAGAGAACAGAAAAAUUGUUCAUAGA
Molecule: messenger RNA, 11229 nt
Organism: Manis pentadactyla (Chinese pangolin)
Lineage: Eukaryota; Metazoa; Chordata; Mammalia; Pholidota; Manidae
Gene: MMP16
Product: matrix metallopeptidase 16
Exons: 11
Coding region: 279-1925 (548 amino acids)
Biological process (GO): skeletal system development; extracellular matrix organization; collagen catabolic process
Cellular component (GO): extracellular matrix
Molecular function (GO): zinc ion binding; metalloendopeptidase activity
Source: RefSeq, a predicted model, not a curated record